Heteronotia binoei (common prickly gecko) is the source of this 2512-nucleotide messenger RNA. RefSeq names its product G protein subunit alpha i3 (gene GNAI3). Gene Ontology annotation, molecular function: G-protein beta/gamma-subunit complex binding; GTP binding; G protein-coupled receptor binding. The record is from RefSeq and is a predicted model, not a curated record. The coding region runs from base 182 to 1246 and encodes 354 amino acids. Gene Ontology annotation, cellular component: heterotrimeric G-protein complex. The transcript has 8 exons. Lineage: Eukaryota; Metazoa; Chordata; Lepidosauria; Squamata; Gekkonidae. Gene Ontology annotation, biological process: adenylate cyclase-modulating G protein-coupled receptor signaling pathway.
AGAGAUGCGUGCGUAGACUACGUUUCCCAGAGUGCAGUUGGAUCUGCGCUGUUUGGGCGUUGAGAGACGGAAGUAGGUAGGUUUCCGUUGCCUCCCUUUCCACCCCGACCCCCCGCUUGUUCUCCUGCGGCCGUUGAGGAGAGCGAGAGGUGCCGUUCGCCUCUCUCGUUCUGUUGCCGCGAUGGGCUGUACCUUGAGCGCCGAGGACAAGGCGGCCGCCGAGCGGAGCCGCAUGAUAGACCGGAACCUGCGUGAGGACGGCGAGAAGGCGGCCAAGGAGGUGAAGCUGCUGCUGCUCGGGGCUGGAGAAUCUGGGAAAAGUACCAUUGUGAAACAGAUGAAAAUUAUUCAUGAAGAUGGCUAUUCAGAGGAAGAAUGCAAGCAGUACAAAGUGGUGGUAUACAGCAAUACUAUCCAAUCUAUCAUUGCAAUAAUAAGAGCAAUGGGAAGAUUAAAAAUAGACUUUGGAGAAGUUGCUAGAGCUGAUGAUGCCCGUCAGCUGUUCGUAUUGGCUGGAAGUGCAGAAGAAGGAGUUAUGACUCCUGAGCUAGCAGGAGUGAUUAAGCGGUUAUGGAGAGAUCCUGGGGUUCAAGCAUGCUUCAGCCGAUCAAGAGAAUACCAGCUUAAUGAUUCUGCAUCGUACUACCUUAAUGAUCUAGACAGAAUAUCCCAACAGAGCUAUAUUCCAACCCAGCAAGAUGUCCUGCGGACCAGAGUGAAAACAACAGGCAUUGUAGAGACACACUUCACCUUCAAAGACUUAUACUUCAAGAUGUUUGAUGUUGGUGGCCAGCGUUCAGAACGCAAGAAAUGGAUCCACUGCUUUGAAGGUGUAACAGCAAUUAUAUUCUGCGUAGCUCUCAGUGAUUAUGACCUUGUCCUUGCGGAGGAUGAAGAAAUGAAUCGGAUGCACGAGAGUAUGAAACUCUUCGACAGCAUUUGUAACAACAAAUGGUUUACAGAUACAUCAAUCAUUCUUUUCCUGAACAAGAAAGAUCUGUUUGAGGAAAAGAUACGGCGGAGCCCAUUAAAAAUUUGCUACCCAGAAUACACAGGUUCUAACACGUAUGAGGAGGCAGCUGCAUACAUUCAGUGUCAGUUUGAAGAUCUGAACCGAAGAAAAGAUACCAAGGAAAUUUAUACCCACUUCACCUGUGCCACUGAUACCAAGAAUGUGCAGUUUGUUUUUGAUGCUGUUACAGAUGUUAUAAUUAAAAACAACCUGAAGGAAUGUGGACUCUACUAAAAGGAGAGAAUGACACAAAGGUAGAGUCAUAAGCUUUGCAAGCUGCUGAGUUUUAGCAUCCAUUGCAUUAACAGUAUGUUUAGUUAUAAGGUGAAUUAGUGCUACACUAAUGAGGAAUUUUUCUUUCUGAUUUCCAGGAUGUGGUGUUUUAAGAACUGGACUGUUUAUUUGCUGCCUCAUGGGACAGCUGCAAGCAUGAACAGGACCGGAGAAUGAAAACAGCAUGCAAAAUCCUUGCAUUCUUUAGCACAAUCUUCUGUACUAGGGACCUUUUUAUUGAUAUGAGAUGCUGAAGUUAGACUUUAAAAAGGAACUACUGUUGUGACUUUUUGGACCAUCCAAGCAUCACUCAGAUUGCAUAAUCUCAAAUGUGUACAGCUGUUAUGAAGUUCAUGUUCCAGAACUUCAAUAUGUAGCUUUCUUUCUUUUAAUAACCCACCACUAGUCUGUUUUUAAGGUUUUUCAUCAAAAUUAUAUUUUGACUAAAUUGUAUUUCUUUGCAAACAACAUUUUGUUGUUUUUAAAAUCACUUAACUAUGCACAUGGUAUGACCAGCUCAUGCAGAAAGUAUUCCUCUUAGCAGGAGCCUUUUGUUUCUAACACUUAGUGUGGUCAGAACUUGAUAUUACUGCAACUACUUAAAAGAGCCUUAGGAUUCAUAUGGCUAAUGCUGUGGCUUCUUCUGAUGUAUAAUUUGUUACCAUUCUGCUUCAUGCGCUAUAACGCUUUUCCCCUCAGAAAAGAGAUUUUCUGCAGCAGGGUAAUAGGUUUUUCUGGUUUAUGGGAUGGGAAGGUUAGCCUAGUUUAUGCUAAUUACCAAACCACUGAGUGUCCUGUUGUUGUAGCAGGCAGAACCAUGUUCCUCAUGUGAAAUGCCUGAAGGGACUUCCAGUUAAAGAAAAUUGUAAAAUUCCAAACUGGAAGAGGGCAUCUGUGCUGUUACAAAGCUACUUUAUCAACCACAUAAUUGUUUGUAUGUGUUUGGUCUUAAACCAGUGGGGAGUUUUGUAGACAGUACAACAUGUUCUGCAUUUACCAGGCUUUUUCUCUUCAGAGAUUUCUAAAAUAUAUCAGCAGCAUGCCUUUACUCUGUAAAUGUGGUGCCAAGUUCCUGUUUGCCAUUGUUUUUACUGUAGUGAUGUUCUUAACCAGAGUCAGUACAUUUCUUUGCUGAAAUCAUUACAUUGAAACUUCCCCAGUUUAUCAUGUACAGGUUUCAACCUGAUGUAAUUACUGGCAAUAUUAAAAUGGUGAGUUGAAAGCUUA